Molecule: messenger RNA, 1910 nt
Organism: Rattus norvegicus (Norway rat)
Lineage: Eukaryota; Metazoa; Chordata; Mammalia; Rodentia; Muridae
Source: RefSeq, a predicted model, not a curated record
GUUUUGCAAGGUUCUAGGUGCUGUGAGUUUGUGGAGAGUGUUUGUACUUGCUAGGAAGGUGACUGAACGCUAUCAUCUCCUGGCAGCAGCCUUAGGUGACAGGACCCACAGUGUUCAUAUCAAUGCUUAAGUAGAAGGCCUGAGGCUCUGGCCUGCUCCUUCUUGUCUCUGUGCCUUACACUCUGAGACAGUAAUGGUGCAUGCAUUUCUACUGAUUCUCAUUGUGCUCUUUCCAUAUUUGUCUCUCUUUCUCAUUCUCUGAGUCUGUUUACUUUUCUUUUCUUUUUCUUUUUUUUUUUUUUGGUUCUUUUUUUCGGAGCUGGAGAACUUAUUUUUUUUUCUUGUGGGUGUGCCCCAGUUUGUGUGUCUGUGUGUGCACAGGUCUGCAUGCAUAUGCACAACCUUUAUAUGUUUCUCUAUCCCUCCACCUUUGGAAUUUAGGGGUCUGUUUUUUGACCUCAGGAUUUACCUUUAUAAUAGUUUCAUGGAGGUGUAAGUGCUUUAUUUUGGAAGCCCCACUUUCAACAGCACAGUUCUUUGCCUGUGUAGUCACAUUUGUCUAUACAUUUGUAUGCCUUGGGCAGAUUAUAAGUUUGUGGCAAUAUCUGGUCUCAUCUCCAGAAUUAUGUGUACUGUCUGCCUCUAGAAUAUUAGUUAUUCGGCUUGUAGCAUUCCACUUGUCAAAACAGGAAAAAUGAAAUCAGAGGUUUCUGGAUGUGUGUGUGUGUGUGUGUGUGUGUGUGUGUGUGUGUGUGUGUGUGUGUUUGGGUAAGCUCUGUGGCCUAGGCUCUUGACAGCAUAACAGGUUUGAAUGCAGAUCCAGCCCUCCUGAUUGAAAAAUGUGAGCCAGGGGACCCUUUAUCUGGGUGCUUAGCUUCUGUUGUCCUGGGCACACAAUUCCAAGUUUCUGAAGCUGAAGAAGAUCCAAAUAUGUAGAAUUCAGAAAGUGUCCUUCCAGGGCUGGGGUAGUACAGGACACAGCCUGAGUUCCUCUAAUCCUAAACCUCGAUGUUCAUUGGGUUCUAUCUUCCUGGGGCCAGCCCCUACUUCAGGCCAAAUCCAUUUUAUGAAAACUUGAAGAUAAAGGAGAAAGAGGUCAUGUCAUUACUGCACAACUUAGACACAAAGAACAUUGAACAUCGUGAGAAAUUUCAGGAGAUCAAGAAGGAGAUUAACUUCUAUCGCAACCUGCACAGCCGGCUCCUGAUGGACCAGGCAUGUAUGAAGAAGAAGUUGGUCACAUUGAAGCAGGAGAGCAAGGAGGUACAGCGAUAUUUGUUUGAGUUGAACCCGAAUGCUGAAGACGAACAGGAGAAGACCAGCAACCUCCAGACCCAGCAAAAUGUGGUAGGAAAAAGCAGCUGAGUCAGAUUAACAAUGUCUGAUACCAUUUGCCUAUUGGAUACAUCUUUGCUUCCCCUAUCAUCUUUCUAAUCUCCCCACACCCAAUCAGUCACCCACCUCAUGUGAUAGAGUUAUUCAUGGCUCUGUCUAUGCACAAGUAUUCUGGGAUGUUAACCACUCUCCAGAAACUGAAUUAUUGGCAAUUAUACUUCUCUGCCCUUUUUGAAACUGCAGUCCAGAAAUGGUGACAGAGGAAUAACAUAUCACAUGACUGCAUCUCCCUGUCAUAGAUUGGAUGCUAUGAAGAGUUUUGAACGAGUUCUUGGUCGUGUGACAAAGGUCAUACAGGGGUCAUGUGAUGGUUGGAAGCACCUUGUAGGGAUAAGAACCAAGUGCAAAUGGCAAAUGAGUCCUGGUCAUUGGCUUUGAUCUCAGUAUCAUGUGGCCUUCUCCUUUCUUCCUGCAACCCAGUUAGGUCUCUUCUCCUUUCCCCGUUCUUGGUUUUCACUGGUAGAAGUUUGAGGAGCAGCUUGUUCUCCCACAGUACUGUGAGGGUUGUUGGUGAC